This is a messenger RNA of Hippocampus comes (tiger tail seahorse), 2683 nucleotides long. RefSeq names its product U-box domain containing 5 (gene ubox5). The transcript has 7 exons. NCBI's taxonomy places the organism in Eukaryota, Metazoa, Chordata, Actinopteri, Syngnathiformes, Syngnathidae. The record is from RefSeq and is a predicted model, not a curated record. Bases 356 to 2131 code for a protein of 591 amino acids. Gene Ontology annotation, biological process: protein polyubiquitination. Gene Ontology annotation, molecular function: ubiquitin-ubiquitin ligase activity; ubiquitin protein ligase binding. Gene Ontology annotation, cellular component: nucleus.
UGUCCCUUCUCGCAUUCCGUAUAUAUUAGCAGUCAAGCUAGCUUGUAGUGUUUACGGAAUCGUUCUGGAAACUAAAACAGAUGUACAGUACAUGUAAUGAUGUGAUGAUGUUAAGAUCUUUGCCUUGUUCAUUAAGAAUUAUUGGCUAUCUGUAACGUGGAGUCUGUUAAAACCCUGUUAUUCUUAUAUCGCUAGCGUAAUUUAAAUCUUAUUCAAUAGGGGUAAUCGACAACACUUCUUCUUGAAUGACUGUUAAGUCAGCUGCACAAAUCUAUAUUGCUACCUCAUUUGUUAUAUGGACAUCUUUGUGGAGUCUUAUUACCUUGACCUGUGUUCCUGAAAGCAGAGUCAGUCAAUGGGAGUUGAAGUUGUGAGUCAACGAUUGGAGGACAUGGUCGUGAAUCUUUGCCUGCCACACUUCAACACAAACAUAAGUUGCAAUAAGCUGUGUGCAGAUGGGUACGAUGUUACAAACCUUAUAUCAGCAGAUCCUGCUCUCCAGAGGCGGGGCUUCAAACUGGAGUACUUCUUACGUCCACCUGUGCAGGUGACGUUAAGGUUCGCAUUCCAGGUGGAGCUUUGCAGAGUGGAUGUGGAGCUAUGGCCUUGGGGCAUGGACCGAGGACAGUGCAGCAAGAGACUGGAGAUUAGCACCAGCUCUGAACCGCUCCCUCCUCAAAGUUUUGGUCCGGACCAUCUUAAAAAUGGGCUCCAGACGCAGGUUCAUCUGAAGACUUCUCGUGUGCCUCAGCAAAGGCCUCAUACUCAAACACAUUGUUCUGAGCAUGACUUUAAACUGGUGGGGCGUUGUGAACUCAAGGAGGAAACCAAAGUUAGUUUCUCCCGUCCACCAUUUCAUCUGCGGCCCCCCUUCGCGUCCCCUCCUCCUCCUCAACCCGACGACGGUCGACGGGAAGAGCUGUGGAGCCGAGGACACCUUUCCUUGACAGCGGUUACGCAGCUCCGUGUGACGCUGCCUUUCGGCGGCUCUGCGUCCGCUCUGGGUCUCAAGGCUUUGGCGGUUUGGGGGCAACCGGCUCGUUGCUGCCCCCUGGAGGAAGUGGAAAAGAUUGAGCAGGCCCACAAGGCCAGUCAAAGAUCUCUAUCUCGACCUGUCCCAGCUGUCAAUCAAAUUAGCCUGCCCUGCCUGGACACGCCUCCGAGCACGCAGUCUCUCACUUCAAUCCCAGAAGAGUUCCUCGAUCCCAUCACCCAGGAGGUCAUGUCACUUCCCAUGCUGCUUCCGAGCGGCGUGUCGGUGGACAGCACCACCCUGGAGGAGCACCAGAAGAGGGAAGCCUCAUGGGGGAGACCAGGGAGCGACCCGUUCACCGGCGUCCCCUUCACCGCCACUUCCCAGCCACUCCCCAAUCCCCAUCUGAAACGGCGCAUCGACCAUUUCAUCCUGCACAACGGCGGCACCAGGAGGGACGGGACGACGGGUAGGCGAGGGGAAGCAGAAAAGCCCAAACCCUCCAGGUUGAUUGGCUCAUUGGCGGCCAAGAAAAAUCACUGUUUAACGGCGGCUACAAUCGAGGACCGCGUGUCGGGACAGUCCUCGGAUGAUGCCAGUGUAUCAUGUGACUCAAAGCUCUCUAGUCAAUACAAAACAAUACCUCUUGACGGAGGGAAGAAACGACACCUGAAUGGAUCGGAAGCAGCUGUGCGCCAACUACAACCUCAAGCGAAACAACCAAGAAGUGACUCGAGCCCAGGGCCAAGCAGCAGCAGCUCGCAUGAAAAUAAUCUGUCAGCCAGUUUGGACGACGCCCUCUUCUCCGUCUUGAAGGGACGACCCUCCUUUACUUCAAACUUGGCGAUGCGGGAGACUGCCCUUUCUCUCACCGAGUCAGUGGAGGCCCCAACUCAGCAUCAGGCUACUGCUUCUAGCGCUGCAGGCGAGAGGACGUGCUCAUCGUGUUCCCGUGCACUCUCGCCGUACUCGACGGCGCCCUCGCCCAUUUACCGGCUGCUCUGCGGCCACUUGCUGUGCCGCGCUUGUCUGCAAAGUAACUCGGCACCCGCGCUAAGCUCCGUCACCACCACCACGACAUCAUCCUCCGCCCGCAUCCUGUGCCCUACCUGCCGAAGCCCCACGUCGCGCGGCGACAUCGUACGCGUGCAUCACUAGCCUGCCCGGAGACAGUGGGAGGAAAUAAUCUGUUCUCAAGGUGGAGGCACAGAAACGGUGUUUGUCCUUGUUCCUCACUACAUUCUGAGGUGCACGGAGGACGUCAAGAAGUAUUGCGUACGACUGUUUGAAGAAAAAAAAAAAAAGGAAAUGGAAUUUUUGUCCUCUUCUCUCACUUUUUUGUCGUCUUGUCAUUGAGGCUCUGCAGCCUUGGUUGAGACGGACGAGUUUGUGGACACAAAGAGGCGUGAGGAGAGUGCAGCAUAAACAGAGGCUCAAUGCGUAAAGACGGAAGCAUGGAGACAUUUUUGAGCCUUCGUGAUCUGCUGACCUCCGAGUGCCAUGCGUCUGCCAUUCAACAUUACCACCACCAUUUUGCACAGUACAGAUUUGACCAUGCGUUGUAAUUUAUAGCGAUUCAAGAAAGAAUUCCACCUUUUGCUGAAUCUAAAUCUUAAUGCAGUGCAUUACAUCUAGUGUUGUUAUCAUAUUAUUUGUCAUGAAAAUACAAUGUGCGAGAGAAAAAAAAAGAUUUGUAAUACUGCAAAAAAA